AUGGAUUUGAAUAAAUUAUGCGCGGAUUGGAAAGAAAUAGGAGGGAAAAAAUACAUAGUUAGAAAUAUGUUUGGAUGCUUGGGAAUCGUUGAUGAUCAUUUUGGAUUGAUUCCUUGCUCCUAUGGAGGUCCUUUCUUGCGCAAAAGAACUCGCAUGCCAUCAUUCUUCGAUAUUAUCACAAAUUCAGGCAAAAAAGUUGUCUCCAGAGAUGUUAAAUGCGAACCCGGCUCUAUUAAGACAAUUUGGUGCCAAGGUGGCAAAAUUGGCCUGUUAUAUCAGCCUGGCAUAAUUAAUGUUUACCGCAUUUCUGGUGAGCUUGUAGCAACAUAUCAAGAUGCGAACAAAUCCGACAUUAUACUCUCGUCAGAAUUUUACAAUGGAAUUGCAACUCUUCAUUCCGAUGGACAACUUACAGUUUUCGACUUUUCUUUGAAUAGAUUCCAUCCAUUCCAGAAAAUCAAUCUCGCUAGUCAGCCUCUUUGCAUGGAUUUCAUUCGUGGCGAACAAAAUGAAUGUUAUAUCGCUUUUGAAGACCAAUCAGUUUACGUAAUAAGAGAAACAGAAAUUGUUUUCGUCAAAAAAGUUCCGUUCGUUCCAAAUACAAUCCUUAUUUCCGCAACAGGAACUUAUCUUGCUAUUACAAACAAUAAUCGAAUCUACAUUUUCUCAAUUGCAUCCGAAGAAGAAUCUAUAUUCACAGCACCUUAUCCAAUCGAUUCCUUUGCAUUCUUUGAUGAAAACCGAGUCAUUGCAAUUAUCAACUCAAAAACUUACGUUUUUGGUGUUCCAAACAUCAAUUUCGAGCUUCCUUUCGCCAAGGCUUCUCUCGUUGUCCAAGAUACCGAUCAUACAAAGCUUUAUACUACGGAUGGAAUGUAUUUCAUCCAACCUAUUCCUUAUGCGAUAGGAUCACUUGUAAAGAACAAGAAAUUCCAUAAAUUGUUUACAAUGAGAGAUUUAUACGAAAAAGAAGAUCCGAAUUUCAUUACUUUACUCAGAGAAGUAGAAUCUGAAGCUCCCAGGUCAAUUUCAACACUUCUCUUUGCAGCACAAUCUGUUAUAGAUCCAACUCUCCAAGAACUCAUACUCAGUGUCGCAAUUUUCUUAAUUCAUAUUUUCGGAUUAGACAGAUCCGAAUAUAUUUACACAAUUAGGAAACUGCGUAUGCUGAAUACCAUCAGAUCACCUGAAUUUGGCUUCACAACUACAGCGCAAGGCUUAGAUUUGAUGCAACCAGUUCAUACAAUCGAAUUUGCCAUGGAAAUGAACUUCUACGAGUUCGCCUACAGAGCCUGUAACUUAUUUGACUACAAUUCUUCGCUUGUUGCCAUCAGCUGGGCCACUACAAUGUUUUAUCUCCACGGAGAUAAGUCUCUUUCACAGGUUAUUGGUAAAAUCGAGACUAUUCAGAGUCCAGACUAUGCAGCACUCGUCAAUGCCGCGAAGAGUUCGCAUAUGUCCUCUAAAUCUCAAGAAAUUUUAAUUGAUAGAGUCCGAAAUCCAAAGCAGAAGUGCAUUUUCUUGAUGAGACUUCCACAAGCUCAACCAUUAGAGUAUGCUUUGCACACUUUGGAUGGAGAAGCCAUAAUUCGAACAUUGUAUUUCAACAAAUUAAAAUUAACUCCUCCAGGAUUCCAAGAUGUCCUCACUUCCAACCCCAGAGCAUUGGAUCAUUACGUUGCGUACAAGAAAUUCGUUGAUCCAAAGGUUCUAACACAAGUCCCUGAUAUCAAUGUCGCCAGACUCAUGAUGUACUUAAUGUGUUACGAAGUUCCACCCGCCAGGUUCGGAAAACUACCGGAUCAGAUGUUCGCUUUGGCCAGAUUGAUGAAUAAAAAGACAGUUUGGUCUAAAAACGUCAGACGCCAUGGAAAAGCACUUCUCGACUUGGAAGAGAAGAAAGAGACAUUAGAACCAGGAGAGACACCAAGAGAAUGCGUAAGAAGGAUUUUCAAAGACGGAAAUCACGAACUCGCAAUGAAAGUGGCGAAAAGAUACCAUGUCACACCAAGAAUGUACACAAACAUACAGCUAAGUGUUUUCAAGGAAGUUGGCAACUGGAACUCCAUUGAAAACAUGGCAAACAUGAAACAACCUUUGUCAUACGAAGAAUUUGCCAAGUUUUGCGCUGAAAACGGAAACAAACCUGUUGCAAUGGUAUUCAUCCGAAAGAUGAAAUCAUACGAGAAAAUGAUUGAACUUGCAAAGUCUCUUGGAAUGGAAAAUGAAGCAAAUAUCCUUUAUAAUGAAUGGGUUAAGAGCGGAAAGAAGCCAAAAAAAUAA
Molecule: messenger RNA, 2283 nt
Organism: Trichomonas vaginalis G3
Lineage: Eukaryota; Parabasalia; Trichomonadida; Trichomonadidae
Product: regulation of vacuole fusion, non-autophagic
Exons: 1
Coding region: 1-2283 (760 amino acids)
Biological process (GO): endosomal transport; intracellular protein transport; vacuole fusion, non-autophagic
Cellular component (GO): HOPS complex; lysosomal membrane; endosome
Molecular function (GO): actin binding
Source: RefSeq, a predicted model, not a curated record